CACCUUUCUGUUCCUCUUUUGUCCAUCUGUCAGGGUUAUGCCAGCUUCAGCCCAGUUUGAAGAAAAUGGUGAUAAAUCUCUGCCUGCCACAUUUCAUGACCACAGUCCAUUGCGAUAAGCUGUGCGCAGAUGGCUAUGAUGUCACCAAUCUUGUUUCUGCUGACCCGGCUGUCCGCAGAAGAGGCUUUAAGCUGGAGUACUUCCUUCGUCCACCAGUACAGGUGACGCUGAACUUUGGCUUCCAGGUGGAGCUAUGCCGGGUGGAUGUCGAGCUGUGGCCUUGGGGCAUGGACCUAGGACAGGCCUGCAAGAGGGUGGAGGUCAGCACCUGCCCUGACCCGGUACCUCCACCCUCAGCUCCAAGCCAGGGGCAGACUCAAAAGGGGAGCUCUCAGAAAGCAGGUGUGCGGCACUCUGGUGCAGACCAGACCCCAGCCACCCAACAGCAGGGGGAUCGGCGCACUAAAAAGAAGAGUGGAGCGAGCAAGCCCUCGAUGAAUGCCAGGAAAGAAGCCGACCGUACCGGGGUUCCGCUUCGUCCACCGCAACCCAUAAACGUCAAGAUCAUCACCAUCUCCCCUCAUACCAAUAAUCAUCAGCACCUCCAUCCCCCAGAGCAGGAGUUCAAAAUGGUGGGUCGCACUGAGCUCAGGGAGGAGACCCGGGUCUGCUUCUCCAAUCCGGGGUUCAGGGCCCGGCCCCCCUUCCCGUCCCCGGCCCCCCCGGCGGGCCCCGGGCCCUGCCUGCGGGAGGAGCUGUGGAGCCGGGGGCUGCUGUCGCUGGGCGCGGUCAGGCAGCUCCGCGUGACGCUGCCGUUCGGGGGCUCGGCCUCGGCGCUGGGGCUCAAGGGCCUGGCUCGGUGGGUGCCACGCGGCGCGCUGCUGCCGGGUUGCGGAUGUUGGGAGCGGCUCCGCGGGGCCCAGGAGGCCGGCGAGAGGCCGCCGCCUCGCCCGACGCUCUUCGCGGCCUCGAGCGACGAGACGACGCGGCCGCUGCCCUCCCCCUCCCUGCCGGAGGAGUUCCUCGACCCCCUGACCCAGGAGUUCAUGACCCUGCCGCUGCUGCUCCCCAGCGGGGUGUCUGUGGACCACACCACCUUAGAGGAGUUCCAGAAGAGGGAGGCCACCUGGGGGAGACCCCAAGAACCCUUCACCGGGGUGCCCUUCACUGCGGCAAUCGUCAAAAGCCUCUCCCCAAUUCCCCACCUGAAAGGCCCCUUACGCUUCCUCCUCCAGACGGGGGCCGCCUUAGGAGGGAAGACACUCGACCUCGGUACAGACAACUCCAUUGAUGCUGGAAGUCAUGGUAACGGGAAGAGACUGUUGCAGAUCACGGACAAUGAAUCUGAUGAAGGAAAGGCUGAGCAUGAAAAAGAUGCUUUGAACGCUCAGACUAAAUGGUCAUCAGACGGUGCUUGUGUGUCCCUGGCUGUUCGUAAAGAUAACCACAUGGCUUUCAGUGACAAACUUCCAGCAUCUUCGUCAUCAUCACCGCUGAAUAUGUCAGUCAGGUCUGAAUUGGAGCCAAAACCAAAAAGAAAGAGAACCGAUAGCAAUUCCACUCCCAGCAGCUGCUCCCAUGAGGAACGUCUGUCCUCCAGUCUGGAUGAGGCCCUACUAACUGUGCUGCAGGGCCGACCUUCCUUCGCCUCCAAGCCCACCACACACACUUUGCAGAGACCCCACCCUGCCGACGAAGUGCCACCCGAUUCCUCCAAGCACACCCACGGAACAGCUACUGCAGCACCUGUGUUAACCGAUGAGAAGCAGUGUUCAGCUUGUUCCGGAUCCCUCUCCCUAUACUCCUCUUCCUCGCUGGCCGUCUACCGCCUCUCCUGCGGUCACCUGUUGUGCCGCACCUGUCUGCAAGGGAGAUGUAGACCACCGAACCCUGCCAACGCAUCAGCCAAUCCCAGUAUGGUAUCGUGCCCCACAUGCCGACGCCCCACCCCCAGCGGCGAGAUAACACGUGUGCACCACUGACGCAUCGGACCACGCGUCGCGCCGAAGGACGGACACCGCCGCCCGCGUUGGUUGGCGAGGCUGAUCAGAACCUCCUGAGGUCGGAGAUACAAAAGGACGGAUAAACCGCUCUGCGCUGGAGGCCUUGUUGGAAUCACUUUUUUUUGUGCAAUGCUGGUCCGAGUGACGUCUGGACUGUUGCAUUUAUGGUGCUAUUUAACAGGGUUGGGGGUUGAAUUAAAGGCACGUGUUACGGCAAUUGACCCCCUGUUUGAUUUAUUAAAAGCCUUUGAGUGAGACCACCAUCCAUUCUGGAAACUAAAUUUAGUUUCCAAUGUAUUCUUGACGCUAGUCGAUGCCAGGCUAAAUUUGUAUCAAUUAAUGCAAUGCAUCAAUGUCUAUUGAUGCACCAUAAAUUCUUUGAUGGCUUUUUUGACCACGUGUAUCUAUCUUUUUUCCUCUUCCUGUCAAUGUUCCCUAUGACGGUCUAUUGAAAGAAAAUCGUACAUGUGUGACAACUCCAACCAGAAAAAAAGCAAGGCGCUAAGAAUAUAAUUCUGUCACAUGAAAGAAAAAUCGUAGUCACCUCCCCACCCUCCCCUUGUUGCCACACCGAGAGUGCAUUUGUGAGCCGGGUUUGCAGCCUUGUGUUGGCCAGUGCUGACAAAGAGCUGAAAAUGUGUUAAGAUGGAACAAAUGUCAGUGACGACGAGCGCCAGGAGAAAUUAAUGAAAACCAGAGGGAGUUUGUGUGGUUACAAGGUUGCUGUAAGGGGGCUUCACUGAAGUCUGACCCCAGCGACAUUGGUUUAGAUGACCUUGUGCUUUGUAUAUUGUUUAUCACACCGGUUUCUCUUUUUUCUCCGAAGAUGUGUCUUUUCUCAGAGGCAGUGUGGACUUAAAAUGGAUCAACGGUUCGAAGCAGACUGCAAUAUCUUUACAAAUAAAUAAACCUAAGUCUAAGAUAUAAUUGUAGAAUAAGGUUAUUUUUCUGCAACUGCUUUAUAUUAGGUCCGAAUCGCUUUUUGUCUGAAUAGACCUUUCGAGGCCCCUAUUUUGUUCUUUCCUCACUGAUUUCAUUCUCUCCAUUGUCAACCUAAAAUAACCUUAUUUCGGGGUCAGGUCAUAGUUACAUUAGAAUAGCAUGAUGGGGACAAAAGAAGUGGACAAGCAUUUCUUAGCCUUCACGCUCACAAACAGUACACAAGUUCU
Molecule: messenger RNA, 3172 nt
Organism: Gadus chalcogrammus (walleye pollock)
Lineage: Eukaryota; Metazoa; Chordata; Actinopteri; Gadiformes; Gadidae
Gene: ubox5
Product: U-box domain containing 5
Biological process (GO): protein polyubiquitination
Cellular component (GO): nucleus
Molecular function (GO): ubiquitin-ubiquitin ligase activity; ubiquitin protein ligase binding
Source: RefSeq, a predicted model, not a curated record